CCGCGAUGAACAGCUGAUCCUCCCGCAGUGGAUGAAGCCUAACGCCGCGGUCUCCCUGCCGGUCACAAUGUCCGCUCCUGCGCACGGCACUAUGUGAAUAGCUGUUGGACAAACAAAGAAAGGAAGUUAUAACAAGAAGAAAAGAGUGAAGAUAUAUGUACACACAUAUGUUUUUGUGGGAUCUCAAAUUAAUAGUAACGUGUUAGAUUUGUGUUUUGUGUUUUUUUUUCUUCUUCUUCCCGGAUUGGAGAUACUGCGCGCUUCUCGGUGCGUCACCGGCUCUCCGUCAUGCUUUUGCCAAGCGCUGUUGUCUUCACUUUUUCUUGCUUUUUGGCCCCGUUGCUCCUCUGCUACCUGCCUCAAGUCUCAGCACAGAAGCCCGGAUCGCGGUGGCUGAUCGGAGAGAGAGACAACCACUGCGGGUCCGUCUGCUUGCGGACGCUCGGGAAGCCGGUGUGCGGCUCGGACGGGCGGACCUACGAGACAAACUGUGAGCUGCAGAGGGCCCGAUGCAGGGACAAAACGCUGACGAUGGCGCAUCGGGGAAGGUGUCGAGUGAAGUUUACGCUGCCGGUGGCUCCAGCACCAACGGCCACAUCUGACGGGAGAGAGCCAGAGCCCAAAGACGCAGGUCAGUCGAAGUGCCACGUCGAGAGGAACCAGGCCCUGGAACAGGCCCGGAGGCCUCAGGAGUCCACCUUCGUCCCGGAAUGCAACGAGGACGGAACGUUCGCCCAGGUCCAGUGUCACACUUUGACAGGUUACUGCUGGUGCGUCACCGCCGACGGCAAGCCAGUGAGUGGCUCCUCUGUGCACAACAGGAAGCCUGUGUGUUCAGGAAACUUCAGUGAAAAUAUGGGAACUGAUGCCGGAAGGAGUGGAUUCUCAGUUAGGUCAGUAACCGACCGACCUCCUGGGCCCCCGAACGCGGGUAGAAAAGUCUCCUUCCGUUUCUUUCUCACUCUCAACCCAGACGACGGCUCCAAGCCCACCCCCACCAUGGAGACCCACAUCCCCCCCGAGGGCGAAGAGAUAACUGCUCCAACGCUCUGGAUAAAACAUCUGGGGUACAUGGAGAAUAAGCAGAACAGCUCCACUUCCAGAAGGCAAGAAAAGGUUCCCUCUUGUGACCAGGAGAGGCAGAACGCCCUGAAUGAGGCCCAGCAGAGUUCUCGGGAGUCCAUUAUCAUUCCGGACUGUGGGUCUGGAGGUCUUUACAAACCAGUCCAGUGCCAUCAGCAUACUGGUUACUGCUGGUGUGUUUUAGUGGAUACGGGACGGCCCAUCCCCGGAACGUCAACCUUGUACAAGAUGCCAGAGUGUGACGCAGACGCGCGGUCCUACGUCGCGGACCCGGAGGACCCGUUCCACGUCAGACCCCUGCAAGGCUGCCCAGAGGGGAAGAAAGGGGAAUUCAUUACAAGCUUGUUAGACGCUCUCACAACUGACAUGGUGCAAGCCAUAAACUCACCGGCCCCCUCUGGUGGCGGGAGGUUUGUUGAACCUGAUCCCAGUCACACUCUGGAGGAAAGAGUGGUGCAUUGGUACUUUGCCCAGCUGGAUAACAAUGGCAGCAAUGACAUCAACAAGAAGGAACUCAAACCUUUCAAGAGGUACCUGAAGAAGAAAGCUAAACCUAAGAAAUGUGCCCGCAAGUUCACCGACUACUGUGAUCUGAAUAAGGACAAGGCUAUUUCGCUGCAGGAGCUGAAAGGCUGCCUCGGUGUCAGCAAAGACGGAAGCUCGUUGACAAGUGGCAGUCAAGGAACAAGUCGGCCGUCUGGCGUGAGGAGAGAACGGCCGAGAAGCUGAAGACGAGAGCCGAGGGGACGGAGGCGACGCGUCUGCACGCUUCCUGACGGGAUCCUAAUAACGGAGCAGAGAAAUCUAGAAGUUUCUGAAUCGAAAAAAAAAGAAAGAAAGAAAGAGAGAGAGAAAAAAGAGAAAAGCAACAAAGCGGCGCCAAAAUAAUUGCACUUUUUCCUCCCUGUGUCUGACAUAUUAACUGCUUUUUUUUUGUUUGUUAUUUUUCAUCUUGAAGUGACUGAGAAUUCACUAAGUAAAAGAAAUGAGAAUAUAUUUGUAAAGAGUUGACAGGCUCACCACUGGAAGAGCGCGUAUGUGUAUGUAACCACUCCCCCCUCCCCUGCUGUACAUUCAGUCUGCUGUCUUGAUCUGUUCAGUCCACAUGUCUCAAUCCCAGGCCUGUCCAAUAAAACAUGACACCACCCUCGCCCCCAACCCCCCACCACCGUCAGACAUGCUGCAGCAGCAGGCAGCUCAGCGGAGAAUCAACAGACAACAAUCGAAAAAAACAAAAAACAAAAACAAAGUAAGUCAGUGUGAACCCACUGACUUACACCUGAUUUGUCAGCAUAAAACAAUGAACUCUGGCUAUAGAUCUGUUGGUGUUUUCCUCGUAAAAAACAACAACAAAAAACACAACAACAACAGAUGUUGAAACUAGCCGCAAGUACUUAGCUGUGCCACCCAAAACCGAUGCAAGACAGCCACGCCAUCUGCGCUAAAUGCUUCUCACAGUCUGUUAGCUAAAGAAAAAAAGCAAACAAAAACACAAUAAUAAAAAAAGGCAGUAAAAAGCGCCGAAGAAGUUCAGACGAUACCCGUGGUGGCGUAAUGCGUCUCUUCUUCAGAACCCAGCGGGUGAUUGGCCGAUCGGAGCCAUCAGUUUAGCUCCGCUGCUAGCUCCGCUAACUUCCCCAGAUAAACUGGCACGUCCGAAUACCUAAAGACAGGCAGUGUGGACGUCUGUGCCUUAAAAGAUGAGCCUUUAAAUAACACAAACCUGGAAAUGAGUAAAAUAUCUCCAACAAAAGAUUAUUGUAAGUGAUGCAUCAGGCACAUGUUCCACCUUGUUCAGCUGCCAUUUUGCUUUUGGUGUUUUCAGAUUUUUUUCGUGUUUGGUGUAAUUUUUACUGACAUUUAAUGUGGCAGGGCCAGGUGGUAAAACGUAGACGGAAAACGAUGACAUGGUUGUCGAUUUGUCCUCGGAAAGUUGUGCGCGUGUGUUCAGCCGUCCUGGAUUAAUCCUUAGUAGAACAACACGUUUGUUUCUACAGGCUUUGAACAUCUAAAGAUUGGAAAUGAUCAAACAAGAUUAAACUGUGAUCAUAUCUAAAGAUCAAUUUUCAAGUCUUGCCCCUGAUUCUAAAUUUCAUUUUUGUCUGGAGUUUGACUGGGACAUUUUUACACACGAAUAUCCUUUGAUUGUAUCUCAGGCUGUUUGUAGGAAGGUGAGCCAACUGGCUGGACGUAAGUAGCUCCAUCGAUUCCCAUGAUGCUGCCGCCACCACGAUGCUGCAAACCUGCGAGGUCUUCAGUUGGAUUCAUAAAUUGUGCGCAGAAAGACUUUAUUCACUGAGCAGGCGACUUCUAAACUCAGUCGAUUGCGCUGAAUUUUUAUUUGAGAGGGUGUUAGAAAAUGGAUGGAUGGAUGGGGCUGGAUGCAAAAAAAAAGCACACCACACUUUUCAGAUUUUUACCUGUAAAACAUUUGACAACCAUGUAUUCUUUUUUUUUUUUUUUUUACUUCCACUAAACUGUGACUCAGUACUUUGAGAAGCCUCAAAUUAGUGGAUGUAAAGUGAAACUAUAUGAUUCAUUUCAAGCCACUUAAAUACUUACAUGCAAUUGAAAUUUCCAAAAAUGACCAAUAGGAACAUUAUUGUGUGAGAAAAUAACCUUAGCUUUAUCAGGUAGCAUGAUGGUGGAUUAACAGUCGUCUGCGGAGUUAAGUAUCAAAACGGCUUUUAAAAACAACGGGGUAAUGAGGGAGAACAAAGCUUUCAGUUUGUUGUUUGCUGUUGAUUUGCUUAAUUAGCCUGAUGCUCCUUCAACGAACAAAGAUUCUGGUUUUAAACGCAGAAUCAACAAUUUCAACAAAACGUGGCAUUCGCGUACAAAUUUCAAUUUCAUAAAACAAAUACGUUUUCUGAGCAUCGUUACUCCGGUGCCUCAAGUCGGCGCUCAUCCCUAAAACAAUCGGCAGCGUCCACCUUAAAUCCGCCCCACCUCAUCUGAUCCCGCUCUCGAUGCAAAAACACAACGGAGCAGAGAGGGAAGAAAUAUUAAAUCUUUUAGGAAUGUGAAGCAUAAAAAUUCCUCCCCACAUUUGGGAACAAUUGGGUUUCAAGCUAGGAGAAACACGCUUUCACUGCUGGAGUCUGGACACUCGUGUGUUUGUGUGUGAGUGUGUUUUUGUCUUGUUUUGUCUUUGUCCUCCCCCACAGAUAUCUGCAGCGGCUCAUGGACACGAAAUGCUUUUUAUUGUAAAUAUGUACCAUAACCUUUUUGUUUGACGGUUUUACUAAAUCCCACUACAGUGGCAUGAUUUGAAAUGUACUUCACUGUCAGUGUAGCUUCUUGCAAAACACAUCCCCUUUUCUCCUUCUUCUUCUUCUAACUCAUUCACGUUUAGACUGGGCUGUUUAUGUUUUACUCUUUUUUUAAUCCAUGCUCUGCUUCAUUUUGUGUCUGCCUUCACCACUGAACACCAGCAGGAAUGUAACACAGCAACUGGUGCUUACAAUCAGAAAGUCCGGUUUUUUCUAUUCUAACUUGAACUGAACAUUUGUGCCAAGAACAAGAGAAUAAUCCCAUCCUUCCUCGAGUCCUGUGCAGUUUCUCCUCCUGAGUGAACUUUUUUCCCCCCUUCCCAUCCAGGUUAGAAACACAAAGCUUUUUGUGUGUCUGCCGAAGUGCUUCCAGACGCAGCGAGCUGCAGAUUGUUCGGAAACAUCUUAAAAACGAGCCAACAGGCUGACAAUCAGCACAGAUGGCGAUGGGAUGUGUGUGUGUGUGUGUGUGUGUAGAGGGGGUGCUGCAGCUGGCUGUCACUUUGACUCCAACCGUGUUUCAAAAGUGAUUUUCUUUUUUUUUUUUUUUCACUAAAAUUGAAGAAUGAGAUCCGACUCAAACCCACGGCAAUUCUUGAUAAAGUAAAUUAUGCCGCUCAAAAAUAAUAUGUUCUAUUCGUCAUAAGAAUGUAGCAAAAGUAAUAAUAAUAAUAAUAAUAAUAAUAAUAAUAAUAAUAAUAAUAAUAAUAAAGAAGAAGAACAAAAUGAUCUUAUAAAGUGAAUCCUGUCAUUAGGCAGGAACUUAUAAAACUAAUUUCAAGAGCUUUGCUUGUUUCUUUCCUGAAUGUGCUAUUAUGAAGAAAAAAAAAGUUUUGUCCUUAAAUUUUAAAAAAACAAACAUCUGAACAGGUGUGGCAUUCUUAACUUAUAACAAAAACAGUAAUGAUACAAUGUUGUUCAUAUCAGCAUCUGUUUAAACCUCGACUAUUCUGGACAGUCGAGAGAGAUUCAAACAGUGGAGAGAAGGAGUUUUACACUGCCCCCAAAUGGUGAAGAUGGGUAACUGCAUCCAUAAAACAAUUCAAACGGUAAAACUGGCAAUUUGCUUCUUCUUGGUUGAAGUCAAAAGCAUAUAUUUUAAUGUAAUACACAUCAAAGAAUUAUGGCAAACAUCCAAAAGUCUAAUGUAUGAAACUUUACAGAGUGUUGAAAACAUACCUACUCAACUAAAUUAGUUAUUAAGUUAACCUUUACUCUUUUUCCCCAUUUCCUUCAUGCAGCUAUGUUGAAAAGAAGCAAAAAAAGUACAAACUUGUCGAUGACUAACAGAACAUCCCUGAAAUAUUAAGAAUCUAUUGCUGUGAGGUGUAAAGGAAAUUUGACUGACAAUGCUUGCCUUGAUGGAGAAGCUAAGCUUGCUAGCUCUUGGGUCUGCUAGCAUGCUAGCUAAUGUGAAUUUGCCUGUCAAAUGAGCUAAAAGGGGAUUAAAAGUUUAGUUCUUGCUCCAACUCAGAAACUCUGAGCUUUUAAUAAAUACAGGUUUAUGACAGUUCACACAAACAUCCAUCUAAUCAUUCUUGUUGGAACUGUAUAAAUUGAGCUAACAGCUGUCGGAAUCACUUAAAAUUCAUAUGUUCACAUGUGGUUUGUUAUCAAAAUAAAGCCAGCCUCCAUAGUAGGAAUUUAACCAUUACUGAACACUUAAUUUACACACUAAUUACGCACUAAUCAGCUUGAUUAAAAUUUCAAAACAUUUCUCGACUAAUGUGUUCCCUAAAACUCAUUUGUGUAGCGUAUACCACUAAAUUUCUAUUUUUGUGAUUUCUUUCGUCAAACAUUUUAAAAAAAAUAUGACGAGGAAACAUUUUUAGAAAACCUCAUGAAAAAAACCCAAACAAAUAAACAAAAGAAACAUUGGGGAGGCACUGAAACGAAAGAUUUUUAGAGGCCUUCAAGAAAUAGUGACUUUAUGUUUAUCAUAACAGCCUUUCUAUUUAUGUAAUUCUUAUAAGAAAUAAUGUAAAAUGGUCAGCUGCUGCGAUGUUGACAGUACUGUUGAAGUAAAAGAAAUACCACAAAAAGAAUUUCACAUAUCAUCCGUAUAUGUAUAUAAAAAAUACACAAAUGAAUAACCCAGACUCAUGAUUUAGUAUAAGUUAAAUGGUGCAACAUAAUGAUAAACAUAGAAAUCCCCUCUUCUAUUCUUCUUCAUUAAACUAAUAACGACUCACUGCAAAAAACCAAGUCGUUUUCUUUUUUCUUUUUUUUUUGACCGGAUUGUUUGUUCAUCUGAUUUAGUGAUGAGACUUCAAAGGUGCGGAUGUUGUCUGUGCGUGAUGGAGCAGAGGUUGCUGAAGAGGGCCUGUGUGUGUGUGUGUGUGUGCGUGUGUGUGUGGGUGGAAGGAUCGUAGAUGAAACCAGAGCCAGGAGGCAGCUGCAGUACAUCUGUCUUGCUCUAACACAUGUGGCAUUUGACUUUUAGUGUGAAGUUCAAAAGAGUUUUAUAAUGACGCAGCUGCUUUAGGAUCUCUGUUUGUGUGUGUGUGCGUGUGUGUGUGUGUGUGUGUGUGUGUGUGCGUGUGUGUGUGUGUGUGUGUCGGGCUGGGGGUGUGUGUUCCUAUUUGUUACCGUUUGAGUUGAGGCUACGCAGGUUGCGGAGGGCCUUCAGAGCUGACUGACGAAUUUGGAGCAUCGACAGUGAUGUAUUGGCAGUACAGGUGCAGCAUUAUGGUCCAGGGAGUCAUGAGGCUUAACACACGCUGGCCGUGUCAAAUCAGCAGGUUUUGGAGCAAAAACCUGUUUGUUCAAACAACAACAACAAACAUCAAACACACCGUGUACGCAUCCAUUCAUAAGUUGUAUGUUGGCCUGUCACAAUAAUAAAAUUGGCCAGAUGGUAAAUUGUCCAAUUAGUUAUUGUCAGUGACGGCAUUGUUACUUUGAAAAAGUAACUUUAAUCUGAUUACUGAUUACUCUUUGAAAAAGUAACUUCGUUAGAUUAGUGACUUCUUGACUUGCAAAGUAACUAAGUUACAUUAAAAGUAACGUUUUUAGUUACUUUCUGCAUCUGUUGACAACAACGUUCAACCACCUGUGAAAAUUGUGUUAAAUUUUGUCAACAUUGAAAGUUAUUUUAUGAUGGUGAUAUCAACAAUGUGUCUCCACUUAUAAGGUUGAUAAGAUAGUUUAAUGGUUACAACAGUAACAAAAAAAAAAGAUCUUUGGAUAACUUUAGUGUGUGUUCCACUAUUGUCUGGAAAACUCCAAAUAGGAAUUAAGACUAACCCCCCCCAGCCCCAGCGUCCAGGUUCUGAGUUACGGCCCUGUGUUUGCAGCUCACAGAGCUCCUCCUGCGGCUCCACAACUCACAUGGCUGCACAGAUUUGUGACACUUAUUUUAAUAAUAACAUCUAUAACGGCGUUUGGUUGCAUAACGUUCAUUUAUGGCUGUUUUCACGUUUUUUGUGCUGUUCAUAUUAGUCUCCAUAUCUGCAGUUUUUCUGGAGCGCAGCGCGAAGCUCGACGUCAUUCAGGAAAUAUAAAUGCAUUCGUAUCUAUACCAUAUACUUAUAUUAACUGAAUAAACAAAGACAUAUGAACAUUUCCCUGUCCAUCCGGGAAACAGUGGACAGCAGGGAGAGCCUUAUAUAAAAUUACAUUACUAAAGAAAAUAGUAACACACAGUGAUUUGGAUAAGUAACUUUUAUCUGAUUACUGGAUUUAGAAUAGUAACACAUUAGAUUACUAAUGUGUUUAAUAUCUCCCAUAUUGCUGCAUAUCCACAUAUACGUGUCACUACCAAGAAAGGAAACCCCCCCCAACUCUUUAGAUGUGUAAAACAGGUUAGAAUAUAAAUGACUGGUAUUGAAAUAAAAACCAAAUAGAAGAAAAAAAAUGAAGUCAAAGGAGCUGAAUAGGGAAGCGUGCCACACUUUCCAGUUUUUCUUCAGUAAAGAUAAAUGUAUUAUUUUUUGUUUUAAAUCAUUCACUUCACAGUGAUGGAUCAUACAAAUGUUAGGCUGCAAAGUUGCAAAAUGACUCAUGAAUACUUUAGCAAGACACACGGGACCGGACAAGCCUCAAUGACUUAAUUGGCAAUUUAAAAUAAAAAACAUAAAAUAAAAAAUGACAUGGAAACUAUAAAAAUAACUCAGCCAGCGGCGUGUGUAAGAACGCAAGGUUUUAUGUUGCACCAUGUCGCUAGAAACGCAUUUCAGCUCAUCUGUUUAGAAUUUAGUUUUAAUUAAACACAACGUUCACGGACUCUCCAGAUGUUCUUGAGGUGAUGAGCAAAAUUGCUUCAUAAUUUCCUGAGUUUUCGUUCUUUCUUUUUUCUUUUUUUUUUUGGGUGCAUUGAAACACUUAGCAACAGAUCAGCAACUCGAUUACAGGUAAUUUGAAGAGAGCCAUUAGUUUGUGCUGAGGUGGGGGUAUGAGAGGGGGAUGCUAGCUAUGCACUGCUCACCAUUUGUGUCUGGUGCCCUCUGCUCCCCCGACCCCCACCCGCAGCAGCACCUGCCCAGCUGUCGGAGCACGGUGGGGGCCGCAGGGGGUCAGGGGCCUCCAAGGGUCACAUUCCAGACAGGCGUAUCCACACCCUGAUUAAGAACUCAGCUGCAGGAUCAGAGCCUGCAGGUGGAUGGUGCAUUAAACCUCCUAAAGCAUACUACUCUUCUUCUUUUCCCCUCUUUCUUUUUGUCAUGUGAAACUCAAACAACGUCCAUAUGUACAUCGUCUCUUUCGUUCUCUUGCCGGUUUUGUGCCAAACGUGAAUCACUGUGCCAAACUCGCGUGUAAAAAAGUUAGUUCAACGCGAACGAAUUUUAAAAGGCAAAACAAACUCUCCUAUGUGAAGUUUUGAAGUGUAUUUCCUCUAGUCAGAACAUUAUAAUAUGGAUGUUUUCAAACUGUGGUUCACCUGUUAAAACAUGUCUUCACUGAAUUUGAAUAAAGUCAGAAACUGAUAACGACGCCACGUCCUUCACUCUCCUAAAUGAGACUAAAAGUGUCAAAGUUUCAAGAAUAUGAGAGGACCCGUUCACGAAAACAUGUACGAAAUAGAUUAAUGCCAAGAAAACAUGUUGCCUACAUACUUGUUUACGUACUUCUAAAUCAGAAAAAUAAAUAGGGAGCCUGUGUCGUUUUCACUGACUUCCAGCCACAUGGUGCGGUUUUACAGCACAAUCAAGUAGCCAUGUUAGCUCCAGUUGUUAUAAGAAUGCUGCAUAUAUCAUAUAAAUAUGAAAAGAAGAUUUAUGUCCCAAAAUUGGGUUUCUUUGUCUUUAAAAACUGUUUGCUAAUUGCUGCUGGCUAGUCUGAAGGAGCCGAGUGGAGGAAUUGUAGAGUAGCUGUGCUCUGUGAUAUGGAAGCCUGUAAGAUUAGGCUUCUGGAAGGCGGAGCUACGUCCACUUAGAUGUUUUGGUUGCCAUGGGAGAUUAAAGGAUUUCUCAAACAUGCAUGAAAGAAACAAGGCAACUCUCCAGGUAUGUUUUUGAUGAGGGGAUAACAUUAUGACUUUAUAUUAAUUCAGAUACUUCACUGUUCCAGUCUACUUCAUGUUGUCAGAGAGGCUCUACUGUGGCCAUCAGUUCCCGAAAGUACGUGAAAGGAAAAGAGACCUUGUAAAAGCGAACGCGGAGUCAGUGCAACCCCGCUGGACCUCGCACAGGCUAAAAAGCUCGCGGGCUAGAAUGGAGCCCCGUCUUUUAAGACCGCGAGAGAGUUUAAAAGUUUACAGUAGUAAAUUUGAUCAAACUUUUGCUACAAAGUUGCGGCUCAGCGCUUCAAAUCGAUGUCCAAUGUGCUUGACUGACGUCCAUAAGGGUUACAAGAAUAUGUUAAUUUUCACAUUUGUCAGUCUCUGGACUGCUCUCCCCAUAGAGGAGUGUGAAGUCUGUUUCUGAUUUAAUCAAACCCUCAGCAUUCAGUAUUCUUAGGAAGAGAUACGAUCCUGUGGAGCCAUGAAGUGCUCUAAGAAUUCCCGUCUCAGCUAAAAACAUUAUCAUUAAACUUCAACAAACAACCCACACACACACCUUUUCCCUAAUGUCAGUGUUUUCCCCACCUUCUAAAAUGCCUCCUCUGUGCUCCAGGUUCAUUUUCAGCUCUGACCUCAGAACAGUUUGGUUUUUUUCCCCUCAUCCCAAACGCGGCCGCAGGCUUUGGUUCGUACAGACGGCUCCUCUGUCAGCCGGAGAGCAGAGGAGGCCCACUGGAACCGUUUUACCAGGUCCGCUCCAAAUGCAUCGGCUGGGUGCGACUGUGUAAGGGGGAACCCGCAGGUCCAAAAUGUGCGUGUCCUGAAUAAUGCGCUGUCAUUUCAGAAACUCAGGGGGAGAAGAAGGAACCGGUGUGGUUAUGAAAGCAGCUAUGAAUUAUUAACUCACCCAUCUCAUUUUAACUGAAACAAGCGUCUGAUGCCAGAGAGAUUCAGACAAAUUAAUGCUACGGGAAAAAACGAGACGUUUUUCCAGUCCA
Messenger RNA from Gambusia affinis (western mosquitofish), 10793 nucleotides. RefSeq names its product SPARC related modular calcium binding 1 (gene smoc1). The transcript has 15 exons. Lineage: Eukaryota; Metazoa; Chordata; Actinopteri; Cyprinodontiformes; Poeciliidae. Gene Ontology annotation, molecular function: calcium ion binding; extracellular matrix binding; protein binding. Gene Ontology annotation, cellular component: basement membrane. The record is from RefSeq and is a predicted model, not a curated record. Bases 289 to 1812 code for a protein of 507 amino acids. Gene Ontology annotation, biological process: extracellular matrix organization.